Molecule: messenger RNA, 1261 nt
Organism: Drosophila grimshawi
Lineage: Eukaryota; Metazoa; Arthropoda; Insecta; Diptera; Drosophilidae
Product: GATA zinc finger domain-containing protein 14
Exons: 1
Coding region: 94-1212 (372 amino acids)
Source: RefSeq, a predicted model, not a curated record
AAAUAAAAUAUCGGCUAAAUUCUACAACAUUUUUUCUGAGCGCUACUUUGCUGAGAAUAUUUCCGCAUAUUCUCUGUAUUAAAAUCGGUAAAAAUGGCUGAAAAUGCAGCCACAGAGGCCGAUACAGCCGAUACAACGGAAACGAUAAACAAUGAUAAUGCUGAUAAUAAAGAUAGCGUAGCGAAACCACUGCAAAUGUCCUUCGCCGAUUGGAAGAAGACGAAAGAGGCCAAGGAGCAGCCUGAAGGCUCCGCAACAACAAACACACGCAACGGACGCAAACCGUAUAAAAACGAGAACAACAACAAACAGCAGCAGCACGGCAACAACAAUCGAAACUAUAACAAUCAUCACGUCUACAACAUCAAUAAUAAUAACAACAACAACAACAAUAACUCAUUUCAACCAUUGAGUCGACCACCGCCGUUGCCUUUUCCCCUGAUGUCCAUGGGCUUUGGCAAUUUUGGGCCAGGUCCCUGUGGCCCAUCGCCAAUGAUGCCGCCCUGCCAAAUGGGUAACAUGGGUCCGGGACCAUCUGGUGGACGCAAGCAUCGACCAUUGCAGCCGCCUCCGUUCUGGGAGGAUAUGAUGUCGCCACAGCUGCGACCGCCGCCCAUACAGCCGCCCAUGCCAAAGUGUCCGAGUCUGUGGAAUCUGGUGCCCAAGGAGAAGCAGCGACACCACAACAACAUCAACAAGCAAAACAGUCAGCCAAACAAGAAAUACAAAUCCAGCAAUAACAGCAGCAAAUCGGAUAACAAUGCUUUACUGGAUGCAGCUUUAAUGCCGCCACCACCACCACCUGGCGGAGCUACAGCGGGAGCCAACAGCAACAGCAGUAGUGGGAGCAGUAGCAGCAACUCCACCAAUAGCAAUUCCUCGGCAAACAAUCGUCUUAUCAAAAAGAAAAAAGGCGGAGGCACUUUUGUCGAAAUCGAUGGCAAAUGGAUACAGAGACCGGAAGCGCCGCCUCCACUGGAAGAAGCGCCGCCGGGCACAAAGGAAGACCGGCAGCGACAGUGGAAGGAGUACAGACAGGCUAUGAAACCGUUCAAGAAUCGUGAAUUUCACAAUUGGAAACGAACCGUGCAACGGCUGAGUAAACUGCCCCGGGAUUCGCUGGACGAGAAGCAAUUGGAUCGGCUGCAGAAGGCUGAGGAAUAUAUUGGGGCGCACAAAGCCAUGCUGACGAUCAAGCAUGCCGAGCAUUGAAAAGCAGCAGUCUAACCAAAAGAACGAUGGCACUGGAAACGCCACCGGU